AUGGAGGACAAACCCAAGGAUGAUAACGCCGCGAAGGGACAGGAAUCGAUGUCCUAUCAACGGAGGAUGUGGAAGAAUUUCCAAGAAAAAACCAAACCGUUUUUGAGCCCCAAAUUGGGCUCUGAGCGUCGCAAUCCCGACAGUAAAAAGGAGACGGGGUUAUGGAUGUUUAAAAGGAAAAAGAAACAGUUGGACCGUGUCUUCUCGUCCUCACAGCCCAAUCUCUGCUCCUCUACCCCGUCGACUUUCCCAGGCGACCUGUCCCUCAGCGGUACAGCGGAUCCUGGGAACAGCAGCACGGGGCAACCUAUGCAACAGCUGCUGGGGGCCGAUGGAGUGUCGGCAAGCAAGCCAGAGCUAACGGGACACGGGAGCCCGAAGCUCAUCGCCUCCCAUUUAAUCAUGUCCCAUCAGAUGAGCUCCUCUCUCGGCUCUGCAUGCUUCGAGAAGCUGGUAGUAAAAUCUGCGGUCGUUGGAGAGGAGGAACAGCUCCGCAAAAACGCCAGUGAUUCUGUGAGUAACCUGAAAGUAAACAAACGUGCCACACGUCUCCAAAAGCAAACAUUUAUGAUAUAUGUGAAUACAUAUUAACAAGCGGUUUAUACAUUUUAAGAAAAUGGAAGAGGCAGUAGGAGUGGCAGUUUAGGGUAUGCUCGACUUUCAAUUUUGUGUCACCGUGAAAGUUACUUGAUGUCCAUAAAUUGCCUUCAAAUCCCAUCUCAUUACUACACUUACACAAAAUCUCAAUAACAGUAGACCUACAAAUUCACUGUCUGUAGCUAUGGGGGAGCAGGGUUUGAACCAGAAACCCUGCAAAACAAGACAAGUGUGCACUACCCCCUGUGCCAUAAAGGUCCAGACCUCUGGGCAAAGCCUGUAGUAGGAAACAUCUCAAUUGUAAUACCAAGCUUAUUAAAUAUAUAUUUUUAAUGUUCUACAUGGGAUGCAAAGGGACCCAAAAUAAGUGCCACUGAAGUUGACAUGUUUUGUCUGCAAAACAGCCUGCAGUGUAAAGAAAACAACUUUAACACUUCAAAUAUACAGGAGGAGUUUAAAUACUGCAGUUCAUGACUGUCACAUAAAUAAGUUAUAGUCAUUGCACAGAAUGUUACCUGAAAUAUUUUACUUCAAACCAAUUGAUGGGAAGUUGUUUUUGUGCAUGAGGCAACAGAGCUAAUCUUUGGAGGGUAGCUAUCAGGGGUGAAAUUUCAACUAAACCUAUGGUAUUCCCCCCCCCCCCCCCCCCCCCCCCUACAAUGAUUCUUUAUAAUGUUCAAGCUCAUUUACAGCAUUUCUACACAAUUUAAAAACUCUACAAUGCAAUUUGGAGAACAGGCAAAAUGUACUCCAGUCAUUAUCACCUUGGCUGCUGUAGCUUCAUUCACCUCAGUCAAUAGGGGACUUAAAGCCAGAUUCAGUAAGUCUCAUUUACAGUACCAGUCAAAAGUUUGGACACACCUACUCAUUCAAGGGUUUUUCUUAAUUUUUACUAUUUUCUACAAUGUAGAAUAAUAGUGAAGACAUAACACUUUGAAAUAACACAUAUGGAAUCAUGUAGUAACCAAAAAAGUGUUAAACAAAUCAAAAUAUAUUUUAUAUUUGAGAUUCUUCAAAGUAGCCACCCUUUGCCUUGAUGACAGCUUUGCACACUCUUGGUAUUCUCUCUCAACAGCAAUUAACAGGUGUGCCUUUGUGGAAUUUAUUUCCUUCUUAAUGCAUUUGAGCCAAUCAGUUGUGUUGUGACAAGGUAGGGGUGGUAUACAGAAGAUAGCCCUAUUUGGUAAAAGACCAAGUCCAAAAACCAUCGCAAAAGCAAUCAAGCGCUAUGAUGAAACUGGCUUGAUGAGGACCGCCACAGGAAAGGAAGACCCAGCGUUACCUCUGCUGCAGAGGAUAAGUUCACUAGAGUUAACUGCACCUCAGAUUGCAGCCCAAAUAAAUGCUUCACAGAGUUCAGGUAACAGACACAUCUCAACAUCCACUGUUCAGAGGAGACUGCGUGAAUCAGGCCUUCAUGGUCGAAUUGCUGCAAAGAAACCACUACUAAAGGACACCAAUAAGAAGGAGAGACUUGCUUGGGCCAAGAAACACAAGCAAUAGACAUUAGACCGGUGGAAAUCUGUCCUUUGGUCUGAUGAGUCCAAAUGUGAGAUUUUUGGUUCCAACCGCCGUGUCUUUGUGAGACGCAGAGUAGGUGAACGAUGAUCUCUGCAUGUGAGGUUCCCACUAUGAAGCAUGGAGGAGGAGUGACACUGUCAGUGAUUUAUUUAGAAUUGAAGGCACACUUAACCAGCAUGGUUACCACAGCAUUCUGCAGCGAUACGCCAUCCCAUCCAGUUUGCGGUUAGUGGGACUAUCAUUUGUUUUUCAACAGGACAAUGACCCAAAACACACCUCCAGGCUGUGUAAGGGCUAUUUUACCAUGAAGGAAAGUGAAGGAGUGCUGCAUCAGCUGACCUGGCCUCCACAAUCCCACGACCUCAACCCAAUUGAGAUGGUUUGGGAUGUGUUGGACCGCAGAGUGAAGGAAAAGAAGCCAACAGUGCUCAGCAUAUGUGGGAACUUCUUCAAGACUGUUGGAAAAGCAUUCCUCAUGAAGCUGGUUGAGAGAAUGCCAAGGGUGUGCAAAGCUGUCAUCAAGGCAAAUGGUGGCUACUUUGAAGAAUCUCAAAUAUAAAAUAUAUUUUGAUUUGUUUAACACUUUUUUGGUUACUACAUGAUUCCAUAUGUGUUAUUUCAUAGUUUUGAUGUCUUCACUAUUAUUCUACAAUGUAGAAAAUAGUAAAAAUAAAGAAAAACCCUUGAAUGAGUAGGUGUGUCCAAACUUUUGACUGGUACUGUACAUCAUUUGUGUUUAUGAAAUAUCAAACUGUCGGGGCGAGAAAACAAACCCAGGCACAAUACCAGUUUUUAUUCAGAAGCUCAAAGUAGCAACAUCAAAGCAACUUUGUAAUAACAGACCUGCCAGUGUUUUCAAAUCUGUGCCCCUGCGCAUCAUCAGUUGUCGCACACAGACAGACGCACAGACGGACUGACAGCCAGGAGCCAAUAUUAUUAACCGUUAUGACAUGCAUUUGUCAGCUAAAUUACACUUUUAUUCUGUAUCACUCAACUCUCAUUUAUAAUGAGUCUCGUUUGUAAUGAGAGGGAUAUAACUAGAUAUAUGUAUUGUUGAUGUGUUGCUGUAGUCGUGGAUGGAUCAAUGAAACAGAUAGAAAGUGUGCGAGAUACAUUAUCAAUAGGCCUUUUGCGUCAUAACUACCUGGAGAAAAUCUGACCAGUACAUUUGUAAACAACCUUCAUUUUUAUCACUUUGAAGUGACCCAAAUGGCAAAUUAGUAUUUUAUCUAUACAUUUCGAGAUAUAUAAAACCAGAAAAAAAAGUGUCAUUUUAUUUGGGACUUACUGAGUCAGGCUUUAACAUUCACACACGUGUCAUACAGCAAUUAGAUGCUACGCACCAGCUCAGCACGGGGAUUAACAAACUAGUUUAGUUCCAUGUCAAGUCAAACAGCAGUUACCUUGCCAUCUACACAGCUAUAUUCCACCUCGGCACUGUUCUGAGAGAAAAGUCAUGCUGUUCACUCUUCAAUGCAGCUGCCUCGACGCGCUGCCCAGAGGCGUCCGUAUGGUCCUAAAACAUUCUCUCUUCUACCGCUAAACACGGCUCUCAGCUAUCAGCAUGGUCCUAAAGCCAGCCCCUAGUAUUGCUAAACUGCAUUUCCCUUUUAAUCGGGAUUGGAAUGAUUUUAUUAGCCUAUUUUAAAUUGUUGGUGUUGAGCUAGGGUAUGGCGAAUGCCAUACUCUGCCAUACCCAAUGGACGCCCCUGGUAGCCAUCUUACGCUUACAUGGUAUAAGAUUUUUUCAAACCUUGCUGUAGUCGAGAUCCAUUCAGCCUUCAGUACUUCUAGAUAAACUAAAUCAGUUGACUCCCACUCCUUCACCAGUGUUUCUGGCUUUAGCCUCCACAGUACAACAGCUCUGUCUGACAUCCAGGUGCUUGUGUAAGCAAUUUGGCACACAUACUUACUCAAGUGCAUUUUUCCCCUGUGCCAAGGACCUCUUAUCCAUUUAAUAUUUGAGACACUUGCAUUCAGGUGACAGGGUGAAGGGUACUUCAAGAAAAAUGAUCUGAACUUGACAAUAGUGUACACUAUGGCCCCUUUACCAGAGAUAGACUGUAUAACCAGGGUUGCCAAAUAAGCUGUCAGCAGCUAGAGGCAAUAAUGUUAGGACUAGAAUUACUUUGAAUACAUUUCUGUUAUUUCACUCUAUUUUAUAUGAUAGAGUGUUUGUGUGUGUGUGUGUGUGUGUGUGUGUGUGUGUGUGUGUGUGUGUGUGUGUGUGUGUGUGUGAGCUCAGGAUUAAGCCUACACUUUCUAAAUUAAAUGAGAGUUUAUGGGAAAUAACAAGCCACUCCAUUAAAUGCUCAUAAUUUCACAAUGCAAUUUGGAGAGUGAGCGGUGGUGAUUAAUUGUAACUUCUGAGAGUCAGUUAAACAUUUAUUCAGUGAAAAGGGCAUAAAACAGGACAUUCUAGGAUGUCCUAGUUUGUUAACUAGUAACUACACAGUGUAUAUUGUCAAUUGGGUUUUGGAACUGGGUGUAUGUCAUAGAAAACGCAGCGAUGGGUGUCAUUGUCAAUCUUGACAGGUUUAUGAAGGCCUCCUAAUGAUAUUGUGUUGUGUUUGUGUAACGAGGAUCUGCUAGGUGUGUAAUUCAAAUUCCAAAUUCAAAUUCCCAAUUCUUUUCAGAACUUUGCAUACCUCACCAAUGCAUUGAGGCAUCAAAAACAUAUCUGAUGAUGAUGAUGAUAAUGUGUGUGCGUGUCAGCAAGGCUGAAUGGUUGUUGAUGUCACAGAAAAUUCCUAUUGUCAUGCAGUAUCUAUUCUUUGAACCCUAUAUCAUUUAAUUUGAACAUGGGAAAUGGGCAGCCAGACAAACUUCAGGAUAACUAACAUGCAUUUCCUCAUUAUCUGUCAUAAUCAGCAUGUGUCAUAUUCCAUAAACACUAUGCAUUGCAUGACAUUGACGUUGCUAUUUAACAUAUGCUUCUAUAUAACAUAUGCUUCUUGCCAGGGUGAUAAGUGUUUCAAUAGGGCCUCUGCAUAUUGAAAUAGAUCAGCUGGAGUCACAGCUAUGUUCAUCUGUUGCCUUCAGGUCAUGAGGCUCUCCACUUAACCCCAGUCCACUUGAUGAAUGGCCACACCCAGACACAUAAACCUCCAGCCCAUGUGAGAGUGACUGUGGGUCUGCUCUGUUCGAGUAUAGAUCUUGGCUAGCGUCGCACUCCUCAGACUCUUGUGUUUUGGUUGGUGACACUGACACUUGAUGUUUCUGAUUGUCUUGAUAGUGUUUUUCCAGGUAGAAAUCAGCCCCUGCUCCCUAGCUAAAAAGCAUGGUUAGAAUCAUUCAGGGAAGAUUAAAUCCCCUCAUAGCUCUCUCUCUCUUCAUUUAUCUCUCUCACUCUCCACCUCAUAGCCCUCUCUCAAUUCAAUUCAAUUCAAGGGGCUUUAUUGGCAUGGGAAACAUAUGUUUACAUUGCCAAAGUAAGUGGACUGGAUGAACAAAAGUGAAAUAAACAAUAAAAAGUGAACAGUAAAUAUAAGGAGAUGAUAGAGCUGGAAGACGAGAUAGAUCGCUCGCUAUCUAUAUUUAUCUCUAUCUAUCUAUUUCAAAUAUCACUCUCAACCCCACCCCUCUUCUUCUCUCUCUUCCUUCUUCUCUCUCUCUCUCUCUCUCUCCUCUCUCUCUCUCUCUCUCUCUCUCUCUCUCUUCUCUCCUCUCUCUCUCUCUCGCCCCAGACUGCUUAUCAGUCACCCUGCCUCUGUGCCCAGCUGUUAUGGGGCAUUUGUGAAAUAUUUAGCAGUCAGGAAUGAGGAAGGCCAUUGUGUAUGCAGGACACACAACACUCACAUUUUGUCAGUCACCUCACAGACUGUUUAAUACAAGAGCUGUCAUACUGACUGGUUUCCUGGGCCGGGACUGUGGGUGAAAAGUGGCUGAUAUGCAUGGGCCUCUGGGUUGUGGGGGCGUGGAAACAUGGCCAUCAUCUUCCAGUUACAGCGCCUGGCUCGAUCUGAAUGGGAGUUCACUCAAUGGCAGAAUGAUAAUCACUUUAUUUGCCAAGUACAUUUACAUACCCUUGAGGUUCCUAUCUUCUGCUAGCCAGAAUAUGACUGAUGUUGAGAGCCUGAAAGUGUCUGGGCACCAUGAGUCAGAGAAAAACCCACUAUAACAUUUGUGCAAGUUUGAGCAACAAAUAUCUCAUCCAGCUCUCUGAUGUCUCCCCUGGUCUGAUCUCAAUCUGGGUUUCUGAAUGAAUGUACAAUAGACACCUCACCUAAGGAAGAAAGGGAGGAUGCUCUGCUCUGAGGACACAUAUACGUACCCUCUAAAAACAGGAGAGAACAGGGAGAACAAACAAACAAACAGGGUGGUGUGAGAAAAGAGAGGACGCCAAUGCGUGACAUUGUUUCCCUGAGGCUUUGUUCUCUAGAUUCUGCCUCUUCUCUCAGGACAACAGAGUUUCAUGUUUAACCACCGCAUGACUCAGUAGUCCUCUACAGCUCUCAUCAUGAGCAGCACAAUCAGAGAUGUGAAUCUCACAUUGUAAUGUCAGAUCACAGAGCAUUGCUCUGUCCCUCUGACAUACACAGUAGAAAUGCACAGUAAGGCUUACUAAGGUUGUCUUCUCUUCAUCUGUUGUAUUGACACACAUAUAGAAUUCUGUAGAAAACUGUAGAACACUAUACUACACACUGUAGUAUCCCUCAAUCAUGUGUAGGACUUACUAUAUAAUGUUGUCGUAUACUGUAGAAUACUGUAGUAAAUACUACAGUUUUACCUGAAGGAAAAAAAACAGUAAUGUCCGCAAAAACAUUAGAGUCCGCAAAAACACAUUUUUUAAACUAUAGUAAAGUACUGUAUUUCAUUUGCAUAUACCCUGCCCAUUCCCCUCCCCCAUAUCCCAAUUUGUGCCACCCAUAAGUGAGAAACCCACAUGCCAAGUAUAGACCAUAUAUUGUGUUCUCUACAGGUUAUAGAACAGAGCAGAAGCUCUGAACUAUCCAUUCAGACCCCCCAGUCCUAA
Molecule: messenger RNA, 7093 nt
Organism: Coregonus sp. 'balchen'
Lineage: Eukaryota; Metazoa; Chordata; Actinopteri; Salmoniformes; Salmonidae
Source: the annotation of a GenBank genome assembly